CCCUAAAUCUUCUUACCCGGCUUUGGCCGAUUCCCUCGCACCAUUCUCGUAUCGUCGUUCUCCGGGCUCUCCUCUGCUACGAGUCGACCUCCGCGGCUCGACUCCGCCAUUGCUCCACCCCCAUCUUCCUCCACAUUCGCUGCCUACUCGUCUGCCCUUUUGCCGCUGCUGUUCCACGUUUGCUGUCCCUGGCGAGCGACGAAAGAGUGCCACUGGAUUCCACGACAAUGCGUUGCGGUUUAAGGGCUCGACGAGCAUCUAACGAGCCGAACACGAGCUGUUCGAGCUAGGACUUAUCUGGAUUCUGUGCCUUUUUCGUUUGUUCUGAGUCCGACUAAAGUUUUGAUCGUUUGAGGCCAGUUCUCUCCAUUCGACUUCGACCAUGUCGACCCUGGAAAUCGAAGCGCGGGAUGUAAUCAAAAUAGUUCUACAGUUUUGCAAAGAAAAUUCAUUACACCAAACCUUCCAGACAUUGCAGAGUGAGUGCCAAGUCUCAUUAAAUACAGUGGACAGCCUUGAAACAUUUGUUGCAGAUAUUAAUAGUGGAAGGUGGGAUGCAAUUUUACCUCAAGUGGCACAGCUUAAGCUUCCUAGAAAGAAAUUGGAGGACCUCUAUGAACAGAUUGUUCUGGAAAUGAUUGAGCUUCGGGAGUUGGACACUGCACGUGCCAUUCUUAGACAAACUCAGGUUAUGGGAGUAAUGAAACAAGAGCAACCUGAGAGAUACUUACGUCUUGAGCAUCUCUUAGUCCGAACAUACUUUGAUCCCAAUGAGGCAUAUCAAGAGUCGACCAAGGAGAAGCGCCGUGCACAAAUUGCUCAAGCUCUUGCUGCUGAAGUUUCUGUUGUACCGCCAUCACGAUUGAUGGCAUUGAUUGGUCAGGCUCUAAAGUGGCAGCAACACCAAGGAUUGUUGCCACAAGGCACUCAAUUUGACUUGUUCCGAGGAACUGCUGCAAUGAAGCAAGAUGAAGAUGACAUGUAUCCGACGACCCUGGCACACCCAAUAAAGUUCGGAAAGAAAAGUCACCCAGAAUGUGCUCGAUUUUCACCUGAUGGUCAAUUCUUAGUUUCAUGCUCGGUUGAUGGCUUUAUUGAGGUUUGGGAUUAUAUUAGUGGGAAGCUCAAGAAGGAUCUGCAGUAUCAGGCUGAUGAUGCUUUUAUGAUGCACGAUGAUGCUGUACUUUGUGUUGAUUUUAGCCGAGAUUCAGAAAUGCUGGCUUCUGGAUCACAGGAUGGAAAAAUUAAGGUUUGGCGUAUUAGAACAGGUCAGUGCUUGCGACGCCUUGAGCGUGCACAUUCGCAAGGUGUAACCAGUCUUGUGUUUUCUCGCGACAGUAGCCAGCUACUAAGCACAUCCUUUGACACGACAGCAAGAAUCCAUGGCCUGAAGUCUGGGAAGCUGUUAAAAGAAUUCAGAGGCCACACAUCUUAUGUAAAUGAUGCAAUUUUCUCAAACGAUGGCAGCCGUGCUAUUACAGCCUCCAGUGAUUGUACUGUAAAGGUGUGGGAUGUGAAGAGUACAGAUUGUUUACAUACCUUCAAGCCACCACCUCCAUUAAGGGGGGGUGAUGCAUCUGUGAACUCUGUUCAUUUGUUUCCAAAAAAUCCUGAGCACAUUAUAGUUUGCAAUAAGACAUCAUCAGUAUAUAUAAUGACUCUUCAAGGACAGGUAGUAAAAAGCUUCUCUUCUGGGAAGAGAGAAGGUGGAGAUUUUGUUGCAGCUUGUGUUUCCCCAAAAGGAGAAUGGAUCUACUGUGUUGGUGAAGACAUGAAUAUGUAUUGUUUCAGCCACCAGUCCGGUAAGCUGGAACACUUGAUGAAGGUUCAUGACAAAGAUGUGAUUGGCGUAACUCAUCACCCUCACAGAAAUUUGGUCGUCACGUAUGGUGAAGAUUGUACAUUGAAAAUAUGGAAACCUUGACACCCACAGUUUGUAUGUUCAUUCGGAUGCUAUUCUUAGCUUAUGUAUUUUCCAUCAUUGAGCAAAAUCUUUGUAAUCAUCUUUUUGGUGACAUCCGCAGUCUGUAGCAUAUUUUGAGUGAUCUGCUCAAUGAAUAGAAAAUUUAUGAGAUGUUCAUCUCAAUGGGUGUCAGAAGAAAAUAGAUUACACUUCCCAAUGUUUACUUGCAUGUUUUAUUUCA
Molecule: messenger RNA, 2144 nt
Organism: Musa acuminata AAA Group (dessert banana)
Lineage: Eukaryota; Viridiplantae; Streptophyta; Magnoliopsida; Zingiberales; Musaceae
Product: suppressor of mec-8 and unc-52 protein homolog 1-like
Exons: 16
Coding region: 383-1924 (513 amino acids)
Biological process (GO): mRNA splicing, via spliceosome
Cellular component (GO): precatalytic spliceosome
Molecular function (GO): protein binding
Source: RefSeq, a predicted model, not a curated record